Petromyzon marinus (sea lamprey) is the source of this 2839-nucleotide messenger RNA. RefSeq names its product scavenger receptor cysteine-rich domain-containing protein DMBT1-like. The record is from RefSeq and is a predicted model, not a curated record. Lineage: Eukaryota; Metazoa; Chordata; Hyperoartia; Petromyzontiformes; Petromyzontidae. Gene Ontology annotation, cellular component: membrane.
ACACGAGGGGUUGUUGUUGUUAUUGCUGUUGUGUCUGCUACUGUUGUCAGAGCCACCAUGAGGGUGCACCUAGCGAGUGAACCGUUACUGUGAGCUCCUCUUCACUCAUUUCUUUCUUGGCCACACACGUGUAGCUAGCGAUUUUCACAUUUGGGAUUUUGCAAUGUAACCAACUGAACUCCAAGUGGCUACGCGCAGGGUUUCCCCAACUCCAGUCCUCGCGGCCCCACCUCCACGCGACAUAUUUCCGCGUUUUCCAAUUUACUCCCCAUUCAGAUUCAAAUUAACUCGUUACACGCUACACGCGCCCGAUGAUCGCUACAUAAGUCCCACGCGCAAAGCAAUCAACGCCGUGUCGUUCAUGUGAAACACGUGUACACACACACACGGACACGUGACACAUGUGCACGCACAUGGACACUAUCUCAAUGUUCAUUUGAAGUGGUUCGAUUAACAAAGAUUUAAUUGCUUAGCGCGUCACGUGGGACGUGUUUAACAAUUAUCUGGCGCGUACAGCGUGGAACGAGUUAGUAUUUGAAUGUGGAGGGGUAAAUUGGUGAACGCAGAAAGAAGUCGGCGUGGAGUUGGGCCGCAAGAAAUGGAGUUUAGGAAAUCCUGGCCAUCAGGGUUCGUGCCGUGUCUCCAGCUUUAACACCUUCCCCACCGAAUUACUGGUGCGAUUUGGUCGGAUGCCAAAAUGGGGGAGUUUGCGUGAACCUGCCAAUCGAUCCGUUCUACCAGUGCAUCUGCAGCCCUGAGUGGGCCGGACCCACCUGUGAAUAUCCAAAUUCAAUGCCAACAACCAGUCCAUGGAUUUAUACCGGACGUUUUGAUUCAAUGCCAACAACCAGUCCAUGGAUUUAUACCGGACGUUUUGAUGCGCCCAUACGGCUGGCUGGGGGUGGCUCCUCGUGUCAGGGCCGGGUGGAGGUGUUCCACCGCGGCACGUGGGGCACGGUGUGUGAUGACAUCUGGAAUCUGCAGCACGCCCAGGUCGUGUGUCGCCAGCUGGGCUGUGGCUACGCUGUUGCUGCGUUGUCCUUUGCUCACUUCGGACCGGGCAAUGGUCCGAUCUGGCUCGACGAUGUCCAGUGCUCUGGCUACGAGCAUCAGCUCUCCUCCUGUCAGCAUCUUCCCUGGGGGAGGCACAACUGUGUCCAUCAGGAGGAUGCCUCUGUCAUCUGCUCGGAAGAGUUGGAGCAAUUCAACUGCACGUCGCAGCACCUGGAGCUGCUGAUCUCUCUGAGCAUGCUCAACUCACUACACCUCUCCCCAUACUCCAUUCACCUCGAGGACCCCUCGUGCCGUGGCUACAUCUCAGGGCAGUACCUGGUCCUGCACAGCGAUCUGCAUGCCUGUGGCACCAGGGUCGAGGUGCAGGGCAACACCAUCGUCUACACGAACACUGUGUACGGCUAUGUGCCCGGUACCAAGGCCAAGAAACUGCGCAUCCCCUUGCACUGUCAAAUCGGCUCUGCGGGCAGCGUCAUAGCGAGCUUUGCACCCAGGGUGCACGACAGGUACAGCUCAGGCAAUUUCGAAUUGAGCAUCCAGCUGUACAUGGACGAGAGCUUCUCGCAGCCCGUCUACUCAUACCCACUGGAGGUGGAUCUCGGGAGCCGCAUCUACACGGAGGUGCUGCUCGUCUCCUUCAUCAGCAACCUGCAGCUCUUCCUAGAGACGUGCAAGGCUUCCCCCUACAUAGGCGCGAACGACAGCAACUCCUACUUCAUCAUUAGAAACGGAUGUCAAGAGGAUCCAUCCUACAACAACUACUACAGCGGUGAUAACAAGAGACAGCACUUCAGCUUCCAGAGCGUUGAGUUCUUUGCCGGCUCUCAGGUGUACCUGGAGUGCUCCGUACGCGUUUGUGACUCUUCCAACCGGUACUCGCGGUGCCAUCGAGGGUGUGUGCGCUCCAAACGGUCCGUGCGCGACCUCUCCAGCCAGAAAAAGUACGCCGAGCACAACGUGGGCCUCUCCCAGGGCCCCCUACGGUUCCACAAGAUGCGCCAGGCUUCUGGGGUGCUGAGCUCGCUGGCGGGCAUGGUGUACGCCCUGGCUGCCGCCCUGGCCGUCGCAGCCGUGUGCGUGGCCGCGGUGAAAGUCUACCGCCACCGCGCCGCAGGGCCCCAGUAUCACCACGUCGUCACCAACGAUGAAUUCGCGACCUGAUGGAAUGGAGCCGUUGGAUUCCAUUGUCGACACGAAUUUGUUUUUGUCUGUGCUGGUUUUUUUUUUUAAAUCGUCGAAUCCACGAGUUUACCGAUACUUUCAACUCAUUAGUUGGUGAUGCUGCUGAUUCUGCUAUGUUGACAGUGGGACACCAGCACAGCUUGCAACAGCAAAACUUUAACGCAUUAGUCAAUAAUACCUCUGUGGCUUUAAAAGGAAAACCAUAAUACGUGACGUUUCAGGCAUUGGGCAUUCUUCUGUGGCCAUUGUCGAAAACUGUUCUUAUAUUUUUAUUACAUUUAAGGCCACAUAGUUAUUGACAUGUGUUGAGUUUUUUUGUUACCUAUAUAAUUCACCUUUUUUUAAACUACAAUUAUUUGGAGGGUUAUAGCUGAUGCAUGGUGCAGAAAAUGUAGAGCAAAUGCAUAGAUGUCAUCUCCCUCAUUUGAUAUGCAGGUCGUUGGUUCGAUCACGACCCUGACACCUGGAUAUUUGGGGUUUUGAGUGUGCUACCCAUGGUCGGGUGGAUUUUGCUCCAGGUCACCCGGUUUUUUCCAACCCACAUUAACAAACAUAUAGUAAUUGGCUGCUUUAAAUUUCCACAUGAUAAGCCACUGCGUUGAGCUAUCAUUUAUGGCCAAGAUGCUUCUGAAAAAGAGCUACA